AAUGGAGUGUCAAUCCCAACGGAUGAAUAAAGACAAUAUUGAAGCCCUGAAAAAAGAGGAGACUGUCUUGAGAAAAGAAAAUGAAGUUGACAAAAUAUUUGGAACAAAUUAUUAUUUUAACAAUUUUUCAGAGGAAUUAGAGCACAAGGAUAUUGAUUAUUCAACUACAGAAGAUAUUUUACCUCAAGAUAUGCGUAUCGAUUUUAUGAGUCAGGAAACACUUGCCUUUGCUAAGAAACUUAACUUUUUUGGAUCGUUUAUCUUUGAGCAUUUUGAUUUAUUUUCUAUGAAAACUAAGAAUAAAAUUAUUGCAAAUUACAUCAAACGCUCAUUUCCAGAGAAGAUGACAACUUUAACAGUCUACUCUGGUUCAGAUCUUCUUCCAAUAACUUCUCAUGUUUUCAAUAUAAUCAUGAGGAUCAACUCUAGAGUAUUGAAGAAAAUUAUUAUUCGCAAUUACAAAAUCAGUAUCCACCAGUUUAAGAGAAUCAUGGCUUCAUAUAAGAAUGUUUAUGAAACACAAUUCGGUGGUUGCAAAAUCUCAGUCCCUACAGUCUUUGACCUUUCUCAAUCAAUGAGGAAUACUAAGAUCAAUCAUCUUGAAUUUGUAUUUUGAGGAAACCCUGAACUUUCCGAUUGGAAGGACAAUCCUCAAAAGUUUAUCACCCUAAUCCAAUGACUAGCCACUUCUCCAGAUUUUAAGUUAAGCAUCAAAACAAUAAGAGUUGUGUACUGUGGAAUUGAAAGUAAAAAAUGCAGACAAAUUCUUGAUGAAAAUGGAUUUAAUGAUGUUAAAUUGUAGUAACAAAUUGGC
Moneuplotes crassus is the source of this 814-nucleotide messenger RNA. The record is from the annotation of a GenBank genome assembly. Lineage: Eukaryota; Ciliophora; Spirotrichea; Euplotida; Euplotidae.